AAAAUAAUGGCGUGUAUGAAAUAGAAUGGUUCUGCCAAUUUUGUUUUUAUUAUGGUUUUCAUGAAUUCCUCAAUCAUUUUUGACAUGAUGGGGAAUUGCAGAGACAAUAAAAUAGUAUCAAAAUGAUGUUGAGCAUAUCAAAUAACUGGUGUACAUAAAGUCCUAUGAACAAUGUAAAAAAAUGGCUUCUAAUAAUUCUUACAGGGUGGAAUGGGUAGAAAUAAUCGAGCCCAAAACUCAGGAGCAUAUGUAUGCAAACCUGGCUACUGGAGAAUGUGUAUGGGACCCACCAGAAGGUGUACCUGUCAAAAGAACAGACUCCAACCAGUGGUGGGAACUAUUUGAUCAAAACACAGCUAGAUUCUACUAUUACAAUGCUACAUCACAAAGGACAGUCUGGCAUAAACCUACCAACUGUGACAUCAUCCCUUUAGCAAAACUUCAGACCCUGAAACAUAACACAGAUUGUACUCCUACACCAACUAGUCACCAGGCCACUCAGACUGGACAUCUCACAGAGAGAGGUCAGGUCCUCAGUCUGUCUGCUAGCACUCCCCAGCUCAGACGCAAACCCAGUGAUUUGUGUAGAAGCAGCAGUUUCAGUCAAAGAGGAGCAGAAGCUCCAUUAUAUUCCAACUGGCAUGACUCUCAGCUACUGCCCUUAGAGCAUUUUUUACUAAACAACAGUAGAGAUUCUGACAGUGAUCAUUCAGACAGUGGCAGUGAGUCACUUACAGGCCAUGAGCCUGAUAAUGAGGACUCUGACCAAUCUGAAGGCAGCUAUCUGCCCCACCGACUCUCUCAUAGACCUGUUGAGUAUCUCAACCUGCCAACAGCAGCUAGUACAGAGCCCAGGGAUAGAGAGAGGGAGUUGAGAGAAAGACCUGCAGUGCCAAUGUUGAAGCCACUUGCUGAACCUCCUCUGCAACCUGAAAGGGAAGCUGAUAUGGAGAAAUUUGCAGUGGACAAUUUGAAUUUGGGUGGUAGAGGUUUAUUCAGACGCAAAGCAAGUGUUAGGGAUUUGCUGAGUUGGUCCAGCAGAAGUCUUCAGAGGCCUCUAUUAGCAUCUAGCAAGCCUGUGACAAGGCAAGCUCUGGAUAUGUUCAGACAAGUACAAAUGUAUAUGGGUGAUAGGAAAGCCAGACCAGGAAUGUCAUUGAACUCACUACUAAUGGAGAUUCUGGGAACAGCUUAUGUUCAAGCUCUUCUUCGUGAUGAGUUGUUUGUACAGCUGUGUAGGCAAACUACAGAAAAUCCAAGGAAAGAGUCUCUUGUGAGGGGUUGGGAGCUACUGACCAUUGCCUUAGCAUUUGUACCACCUAGCCCUGUAUUCCAACCAGCUCUCCUAGGUUACCUCAACAGGCAUAGAGACCCAACUUUUUCUAAAGUUUUUCCAGAUGUUAACAGAUGGCCCAUUCAUGUACAGGUAAACCAUUACGCCACCGUGGCAUGCCAAAGACUGGAACGAAUAGGGGCUGGUGGCAAACGCACGGCCCGUCGUCCCCAAACCGAUGACGUCGAAGCCGCUCGGAAGCAGAUCUUCCAGGUCAGCCUGUUUGGCAACACCCUACGAGAAGUGAUGCAACUGCAGGCGAGCCGAUGGCCCAACCGGAGGCUGCCCUGGCCGCAAGUGGAGCUCUCUCAACAGGUGCUGAGGCUGCAGGGCCUGCAGACCGAGGGCAUCUUCCGCGUGUCGGCCGACGUCGACGAGGUCAACAGGCUGAAGGCGCAGAUCGACGGAUGGGAGAUGAGCGAGCCUAGCGACGCGCACGCGCCCGCCAACCUGCUCAAGCUGUGGCUGCGCGAGCUCUACGAGCCGCUGAUACCCGACUCGCUCUAUCCCGAGUGCGUCGCCGAACCGAUGACGCCGCGCCGCGCCUGCGAUCUGGUGCUCAGGCUGCCGACCCUGCACAGGCUCGUGCUGUGCUACCUGAUCAGGUUUCUGCAGACUUUCAACAAGCCCGAGGUCGUGCAGCACACCAAAAUGGACGCCUCCAACCUGGCGAUGGUCUUCGCGCCCAAUUGCCUGCGGUGCAUGGCCAGCGACCCGCGCACCAUGUUCGACAAUGCAAGGAAAGAGAUGGCGUUCAUGAGAUGCCUCAUACAAGAACUAGAUACUGAAUGUGUUCGAGAUAUGAUCUGACCUCAGCUCUCUUGUAUAUAACGUAUUUAUACAGAUGUACUGUUCAUUGUAACAUUUUUUUAUUGCGGAUCGUCGAUAUUUUUUAUAGAGCGAGAGGCAUUUUACUAGUUAUCGGUCGUGGAAUAGUCAUAUCAUUUGGAUCUUUGUUUUCGAAUUCUUGUGUGUAAGUUGAAGGAAUUAUCUCGAAUUUGAUGAUGAUGACGGGGAAAUAGUUGAAUUAUCUUCAUGAACAAUUUUUAUGUUCCACCUCGUUAGAUAAAUAUGUUUAUUCUUGCAUUUCCGUGACAUGAUAAAAAAAUAUAGAUUCUUCAAUUCCUGAAUCAAUCAAUCCAAGCCAACAGUAUGAGUCAUAAAGUUGAAAUUCCUAUAGGUAAUAGCUAACUAAUCUUGAAUCUAAAAAAAAUCGAAUAGAAAUAGUCGAUUGGCGAAAAUUUUGUUCUGAAACAUUUUAAGUAAGAUCUGGAUGAAUAAUUGAAAAUCAGAUCAAGGUGAAUAAUAAAAGUCAUAUCAGUAUCCCUUGUAAAUUUGUGUGAAUCUCUUUCAGAUCUUUAUUAGACAAAGGAAUCUUCUCUCUGUUAGUAUUUUUCUCAGAAACAACAUAUGCAUAAUAUUCUAUUUAUAUCCAGGAUCAUGAAAUAUUUUGAGAUAUCUGGAUAGCCAUUUAGUGGAAAAUCACUUGAGGUUUAAAGAAUUGAAAAGCAAUCCACGUAUAUGUUGGUACUGAUUUCUGUAAAUGUUUGUUAGUGAAAUGCCCCUUUGAUAUCGUUUUUUUACGAUUAUUUUAACAUUAUAAAUUGUGAUUUAAAUUAUAUAGAACCUAUAAAUAAAAUUGUUUUUUUAAGACAGUUAUUGGCGUUCAUUUCUACCAUGUCUUUAUUAGGUCGCUUUUUUAUCUGAAAUGAUUCAAAUAGGUUUUAGUGAAUGGUUUGAUAAUGAUGCUUCACGAAAUUUGUGAUAAAGAAAUUUUAUUGUAAUGAUUUUAUAUUUACACCUGUUUUUUUUCUUAUCAGCAAUUAGCAAUGUGUUAUGUUUAUUUUAACCAGAAUGACUAACAAACCCAUCCUUACCAAAGAUAUCAGUCAUUGUACCUAUUAAUAAAAUCAUCAAAUAUUUCAUAUGAGUGCAAAUAGCGUUUCUUUUAAUGAGUUGCUGCUAUCCAGCAACUAUGUAAAAUGAAUUUUGUAAAUAAAAUAAUAUCCAAUAUGUUGGUACUUG
Molecule: messenger RNA, 3358 nt
Organism: Phaedon cochleariae (mustard beetle)
Lineage: Eukaryota; Metazoa; Arthropoda; Insecta; Coleoptera; Chrysomelidae
Source: the annotation of a GenBank genome assembly